Molecule: messenger RNA, 3823 nt
Organism: Plasmodium vivax (malaria parasite P. vivax)
Lineage: Eukaryota; Apicomplexa; Aconoidasida; Haemosporida; Plasmodiidae
Exons: 2
Coding region: 617-3823 (1068 amino acids)
Biological process (GO): regulatory ncRNA-mediated gene silencing; mRNA catabolic process
Cellular component (GO): nucleus; cytosol; RISC complex
Molecular function (GO): nuclease activity; RNA binding
Source: RefSeq, a predicted model, not a curated record
GGAAAAAGCAAAGUAAAAAAAAAUACGUCGAACUGUGCCAAUUGCAAACGCAUUAAUCGAAAGUUUAGCCACCUUCGAAGGAACACUCCAACAGAGUUAUACUUACGUCAGCAAACACGUGUUGAACGUGCAAGUUAGCAAAGAGCAUUCUAGAGCCAUCUACAGAGGAGCAGCAGCGCGCAAAGGAAAAAAAAAAAAAAAAGAAGCCAAGGGAAAGAAAUAGCAAAAGCAAAGCAGUAGCAAUAGCAACGCAGCAGCAAUAGCAAAAGAAAUAGCAAAAACGAACGAGCGAACGCAAUCUCAUUAACACUUUUAAAUGCAUCCAACCGUUCGCGCGAACAAACAGAAAUACGCAACGAAAUCGACCAAUUUGCCAACCGCGAAUUAGCCAACGCGGCGAAUGUGUAGCUUUGGCUUCAACAGGGGACUAUAAAACGAGAGCAGUCGCUUCGCCCUCCGCGCGCCCACUGUAAGAAAAAACAAACAAAGGAAAGAAAGAAAGAUACAGUUAUAGGCAUAAGCAUAUACAAAUAGAUAGGCGUAAACACAUAUAUAGGAAUCGGCACACUGAAAGGAAAUCCCCCCCAUUUUAUGCGCCAGAAUACACCGCACCUAAAUGGAAAGACUGAACGGGAUUGUAAAGCAGGUCGUGUCAGCAGAUACCUACGUUUUGGCGGGCGCCAAGAAGGGCGGCGUUGCGCAGGAAAGACAAGUGAGCCUGGCGUGCAUCCAGUGCCCAAGGCUGUUCAUGAAAAGCCAAAAUGUGGAAAAGAGUGAAGAGGCAUUCGCCUGGGAAAGCAGAGAAUUCAUUCGAAAAAUGAUCAUCGGGAAGAAUGUGAGCUUCGUAGUGGAAUACGUCUACAACAACAGAACGUAUUGCAGCGUAUUUUACGAGGAGCAGAACUUAUCGGUGCUGCUACUCGAGAGGGGUUAUGCCAAUCUAGUGUCGAACAAGAAUGUGAAAACGAAUGUGUAUGCCGAUUUGGAGAGUUACUACGUGGAAGCGAAGGAAAAGAAGCUGGGCAUAUUUGGUAGCAACGUUAACUCCUAUGUGAGGAACAUUGUGUAUUCCUAUAAUGACAAAAAUCAGAACAAGAAAAUUUUUGAGCUGUUUUCAAACAGAAAAUUGCAGUGCGUCGUUGAGCACGUGAGGGAUGGAUCUAACUUUCGCGUCUACGCGGAGGUGGAGGCGAGUGACAAGCGGGAAGUAGGCAUUAGCACCCCGGGGGGCACUUCCACAUCACUGCAGAACGGAACGGUUGGGGAAAGCCUCAGCGGGGGAAAGGGGAAGAAGAAGAAAAAAGGCGCGAGUGGGAAAAAGAACCCCAAAAAUAAAGACGGAGCGGAGGACAGCGAUGGUGACGAUGUGGCCAAGGCAACAGCAGGGGGGUACAAAACGAUGUACUAUUUCUCCUUCACCCUUUGCGGCAUCAUAGUUGAUAUGUUCAAAAAGGAAGUAGUCAAUAAUGUGGAAAAUGUGAAGGAAGAGCAGUACGCCAUGGAGACGAAGAAAUUUGUUGAGGCCAGGCUGCUAAACAGAGACAUAGAAAUAGUUAUUAAACAUAUAGAUAAUAAUUGCAACUUAUAUGCCAAUGUGUUUUACAAGCUAGGAAAUAUAUGCACCCUCCUGCUGAAGAAUGGCUACGCCUAUAUUAAUGACUACACCAUUAAGUAUGUGGAAAAUGCUAUCGAUUAUAAGAGGGCCUUGGAUGAAGCCAUACAGCAGAGGAAGAAGAAGUGGGUCAAUUACACGGAGAAAAAAGUGGACUACGAAAAGGAGUACCUUGCCACCGUUAUUGAGGUUCUCUACGGAGAUGUGAUCAUCGUAGAUUAUCAUAAUGAGGAGAGGAGACUGUACAUGGCGUCCAUCAAGUGUGAAAAGCACAGCACCGAUUUGGCUCUAAAUACUCUAUGCCUAUCAGCGAAGGACUAUUUGAAGAGCCAAAUUACCGGAGAAGUUGUAAAAAUCGUUACGGAGUAUGUUAGGACCCCACAGAGCAAUAGCGAGGGGUACAUCCCGCAGUGCUCCGAUGACAAGGGAAGGAUGCAUUUUGUCAGCGUGUACAAAAUGGAGAAUAAGAAGAAGAAGGAGAGCGCGAAGGGGGGGGCAGCUCUCCCUAGCAGUAAGUGGGGCGGCGAGGGGGAUGAGAAAAAAAAAAAAAAAAAAAACGCAAAGAAGGGGGGUGCUACUACCACGGGGGAGAGCAACAGUGUGGGAAAGAAGAAGGGCAUACAGAUGAAUGGCCACGCGGGGACCCACGCGGAGACUCACGCGGGGGAUGAGAACGGCGAGGAAGACGACCAAACGGUGACCAACAUGAACGAACAACUCGUGGCCAGGGGGCUAGCCAAAGUGAUGAACCACAGACAGGAAGACGAAAAGGCGAGCAACUAUUUCAAACUACAAGAGUUAGAAAAGGAGGCAGAGGAGAAGAAGGUAGGAAGAUUCAACCCCCACUUGGACAUUAUCAAAAUUAAUAAUAUCAGUGGAAGCGAAAACUCCUUGAGGGCCAGAUCGUUUGAGAAUGUCCUUAACAAGUACAACAAUUUAAACGCAAGUGUAGAUUACAUUUACGGAGCAAAUAAGUUCAAGCUGCACAUCCCCUCGCAGAAUUUGCUAAUCAAUUUUAUCCUGCUGGGUAUCUCCGUGCAGAAAAUUAACUUGAAAGAAAUUGGCAGCAUGAACACGUCAGCUGUGCAAGUGAAGAAGUUGAGCGCAGGGGGGGGGGAGUAUGACGGGGAAGAUGCCCACAAUCUGGUGAACGGAGAUGGCAAGCCCAACAGGAAAGAAAAACUAGAGCUGAAGGAAAUCGCCAUCCAGGCGUACAAAUACACCAGGAAAAUGCUCAUGCAGAGGAAUGUACAAAUAACCAUCCUAACGUGCGACAAGGGAGGCAACUUCAUAGGAAUUUUGCGGCACCAAAAUAAAGACUUUGGGGUGCACCUACUCAGCUUGGGAUACGGAAUGCUAAACGAAAUAGGACUUAGCAACACCAAUGAAAGGAACAAUUACGUGAAAGCCGUUGAGGAGGCCAAGAAGGAAAAGAGAAACAUCUGGGCCAUUGAAAAAAUUGAUGCAAAUGAAGACGACGCAGAUAACGUCCUCCUCAACGGACAAAAGAAUUUGUCCCAAUUUGAUAACAUCUACUACUGCUCCUACGUGGAAGAUAUAAACAAUAUUUCCAUUCAGCUGAAGAGCAAACAGGAGCAGCUGAAAAAAUUGCAAGAUGAGCUGAACAAGCCAGCCAACUUAGAAUCUUCCUCCCAGUAUGUGCUCUCCGAAAUUAAGAAAAACACCCUAGUCAUUGCCAAGUACAUAGAUAAGUGCUACUACCGAGCUGUCAUCCUGCAGAUAAAUAAGGCAAAGAAGAAGGCCCUCGUUAAGUACAUCGAUUUUGGUAAUGAGGAUGAGUUAAAUUUUGAAGACAUUCGAAAGUUGAGUGACGGGUUAAGCCUAAAAAGCUACCCGCCAUUCAGCAUAAGGGUAUCCCUUGCUGGGGUUAAAAUUCCCGCCGAAAAUAAAAGCGAUUUGAUUAUCUAUGUGAAGAAAUUUUUGCUGGAUAAAUUUUUGUACGUCAAAUUUGAAAAGAAGGAAAGGAACGGCGCCUACUACCACGUGGUUUUCUACGACUAUGAGCAGUUCACCACGAACAAGAAUGUGAAGAGCGUGAAUGAGGACAUCGUCUCCAGCGGCAUUUGCUACGUGGACAACCGCAGUGACACCAAGAUCUUUGAGAAGCUCAAGAAGGAGGAGGUCGUGGCGAAGAAGGCCAAGCUCGUCAUCUGGGCCUACGGGGACAUCGACUACGACGACGAGAGUUGA